AUGGGCAAAUUGGGCAUCCGAAAACGGGGAACCAACAGAGGCCCGAAGCGGCCGAGCCCUGUGGACCAAGCCAAGGCGGCAAAGGAUGCAGGCCGCUGCGAUGAGGCCCUCGACUUGCUGCGAGCUGCUCUUGCCGGCCGGGGAGCACAGGUGGAGGUCGCAAAGUACGAGCUUGCCUUGCUUCUUUCCCAGCUCGGCCGGCACGAGGAGGCAGAUGACUGGCUACGACAGCUCGGCUUGACUUGGAAGCUGUGCCCAUCCGUGCUGGACGGGAGCUGCCUCAAAGGCCCGACAUGUCGAGGUGAAGCCAACUUAGUCGCCGCCUUUGACGAUGUGCUGCCGUCCGAGCUUCUGUGCUUGGUCCAAGAUGCCUUCAGAGCAGGAUCCCCGUUUUGGAAAGAGCACAAAUAUCCCACUCCGAGUUUCUUCUCCUACAAUGAGCCUCUGAUGCCAGAGUGCGCCGCUGAGACAGGGGCCCCGCUGAUCCGGGCAGUGGCAUCGCGUGUAAAAAGCCUGGCGGUGGCCAGCUUCCCUUCGAUCUUCGGUACCGAAGGCUGUGGCCGACAGGUCUCCUCAGUUGAGUGGUGGGCUCAUACGCGUCCUGCAGGAUCCGGCAGUGGCCACCAGCUGCAUUACGACCUGGACGAGGUGAGCCUUCCCACCUUGAAGGAGGGAUCCCUUCCGCAUCACCCGCUGGUGUCCUGCGUUCUGUACCUCAGCUGUGGCAGUGCAAGCACAGCUUCCACCACCAUCGUUACAGAUCAGACGCUGAACCCUGGCAGUCGUGCGAGGAGGGCAUGGCUGUGCGAGCCCAAAGUCAACCGAGUGCUACUCUUUGACGGGGGCCUGCUCCAUGGCGUCAUCCCCAACAUUGCCUUGCAGGCACACGACCCUGCGGAACCACCCGAGCCACGUGCCACACUGAUGUUGGGCCUCUGGGGUGAGCAGGGGCCAUGUGGCUCGCCAGCUCCAUCUCCGACACAGCCGUUGGGUCCCAACAUGCAACUGCCGCAAGGAGAUUCCUGGCCAGAACUGUUGCGAACAGUGACGGCAGAGGCCCCGGCCACCGCCACGCCGGCUGACCUCGCGGGCCCUGUGCAGCCUGUUUGGUGCCCAACGGGAGCUUCUGGAGCAUCUGACCUCGGUGUGGAGUUCAUCGGACGAUGGUUCCUGAGCCAUGACCCCGAAGGCUUGCAGGGCAUGGUGGGCGGAACCGGCCAAAUUGAUGUCGAGGAGGUGUCGAUGGAGGAGUUGCAACAGUUACGUGCUCUCGCAGAAAAGGCAAAAGCGCCACCCAUUGAUCCACAGACGCGGGCACCGACAGGUGGGAAGAUACUUUUCGACAUCACCGGACUGCUAGCCGCACACUUUGCAUCAAAAGAUGCAAGUCGGGUCGAUCGGUUGCGGAGAUUGCUUCGCUCUGUCGAAGAGCAGACGCUGUCUGUACCUUUGCUUGUAAGUUGGUCUACGGAGGAUGCGGAGGACCGGGCCUCCCAAGACGGCGUGGCCGAACGAGCCUCUGCAGUCAUCGAUGACUUCCAAAGAAGGGGCGUCAUCCAUGCGAUGCCCCGAUUGAGGGGUCGGCGGGCACAGUUCCAACACUACGCACGCUUGCGGGAAAGCUUGAAGCGUCACAUUCAAGCAUCGGAUCAGCCAUGGGUUUUCUUCUCGGACGACGAUGAUCUGUGGCAUCCACGCAGGGCUGAGGAGUAUCUAGCGGCGAUUCAGGACAGACCCGACGACGUGCCUGUAGUGCACUCAAGGAUCCACUUGUCACCUGGCCUUGGGCCGCGUCUGCCGCUGGAUGCCACAUCUGCAGAGGUGACGCGGAUGGAGGCCGACGGACUUCUUCGCCUGGCCAUCAGCGCAGAGGAGGAGAAGCCGGGCCUCUUCGGUACAGCAACCGGGGAGUAUUUCGACGCAGCGGCGAAGUUCGAAGUCUUCGAUGACUUUUUCGACCGGCACAACAACCGGGUUAUUGCGAACCAGUUCGCUGAUAUCCGCUUCAGAACACACCUCUUGCGGGGAGGUGCUGCUCGUGUCUAUCGCUUCUUGCCCACCGCUGGCUCCGGUUCUGCCCACAGUGGGCAUGAUCAUUUGCCCUGGAUGUAUUUCUACGACAGACCCACCAUGCCUUACAGCACGCCGCCCGGCGAGGAGGACCUGGAGUAUGUUUCCGAGGAGUUGCCUGAUCCAAAGCGCAUCGCAGGGCUGAGGCAGACGCUGGAUUGUGUGCUCUUCCAGUUGGCGCCGACUACCGGCCCCUUGGAGAUCACGGAGCAGGAUUUUGCCCAGAGCCUUGUCGGCACGUUGAACGAGGUUACACCGGCCAAUGUUGCCAUGGCACUGGAUCGCUGUCGAAAGCAUGGUGUCAAAGUCGUAAAGUGCCAGCACCUCUGUGAUCUCGCCCAGGGUGGGUGGAUCCGCUCUCUGGUCGGCAAAUACUCCGACGCGAAGGCGGAGACGGUGGAGUCGGCAGCCGCCCAGCGAGUGACAAGAACCCGCUCGGGCCUGGACUUUCGGGAGGAAUUUCCCAUGUACACGGUGCCUCUCUCCACUUUCAUGGAGCUCGUCCAGCUUUUGCCGCACGAAGACAUGAUGGAAGCGAAGCGUCUCACCAUCUUCGACGAGACCAUGGGGAGGGCGAUGUUUGUUUCGCACCAGUGGCUUGCGAGCCACCAUCCGGAUCCAGACAACGAGCAGCUACAGGUGUUGCAAGAGGCUCUAAGAAAUCUUCUGUCCGGAGUGGCCCAAGUAAGCCAGCCGGUUCAGUCCGAGAUAUUUCACGGCCGCUUGAAGUGUCCAACAGCAUCAGACCUGACAUCCGCACCUCUCUACAUUUGGUACGAUUUCCUGUGUUGUCCGCAAGAUACAUCUGAAUGUGCAAGUCGAAAUCGACAGCGCGCAAUUGGUGGCAUACCAUCCUACGUUUCGAAGUGCAAGCACUUCGUGGUUCUCUGCCCUGCACUGGCACAUGCUGAGCAAGGGGAGACUCUCUCAUAUGAGACGUGGACUGGCAGAGGCUGGUGUCGUGCUGAGAAAAUGGCCCAGGACCUUGCUGCCAGGAAUGACAGUUGCACUAUCAUCAUCGAGAGCCCGACUCAUGCGAAGUUGAACUAUGACCUGCUCAGAUCGCCCCCUGCGAUGGGAACAUUUACCGUUGAGUCCGACAGGACGCGGAUUGGGCACAUGCUGGUUCAAAUGAUCUGGAACAAGCUGUGGUACUAUCGGGAGGUAGGCGACCUCCACAACUACCGGCUCUUGUUGAACGAGCAAAAGUCGCGCUGGUUCCAGGGCCUCAGCAUGGACCCCAUUGACGGUGUGGUUGAAGGUUUCGUCACGGAUGCUGACCCCUUCAAUCAGCCGAGGGAAUUUGAGCUGGCGCGGUUCCUGCACCAGAACGGCUUCCGAAGUCCGCUAGAGAGGGACUCGGCCGGCUGGUCGCCGAUCAUCACCAAGCCCAAGAAGGAGCUGGCGAUGCCCAAAAGAUUCUCGCUGCUUUCUUUGGCUGCCGUGUACCACAAUCCGGAUGUCCUAUUGACGCUCCUAUCAGCAAGGGCCGAUGUUCAUGCGAGGGACGCGCGAAACUCCACCGCCAUCGUGUGGGCAUGUUGUGCCAAUGAUGCAGGUUCCAUCCGGUGCUUGUGCCAGGCACGGGCGGAUCCUUCCGAUCGUUGCAAUCCUAGCAUCAGCGCUCUUCAAGUAGCCUCGGCAUUUUCUGCCCUGGAUGCGAUGGCAGAGCUGAGGUCGCAGGCCCCUUCCUUAAGCCUGAAGUUCUGUCUACAUCAUGCCCUCAUGGUUCAAGGCGGCUUCUCUGAACCGCUCAGUUUCUUAAUCCAAGCGAGGGCAGAUGUGAAUGAGCAGUUCGAAGCCGAGGGGAAGAUGUGGUGGCUGGUGUUUAAGCUGGGAAGCUUCCGGCACAAGUUCAGCCCCUCGCGUUUGACCCUCUUGUCGUAUCACCACGCCGGAGCAACACCACUGAUGUUUAGCAUCCUCAGCGGUUACUUUGGUGUCGUUCCUCUCUUACUUGCUGCAGGAGCGAGGCUGGAUAUUCGAAACUCCCGGAACAGGACGGCAAGCGAUCUCGCCAUGGCAGUCCGAGCGCCCAAUCCCUUGCUCCAGAAGUUGCAGCAGGCUUCUACAGGCAAGCUCGAGACACCUUUCGCCGAAACGGCGGAGGACACUUUCUCUGUUUGA
Messenger RNA from Symbiodinium sp. CCMP2592, 4197 nucleotides. NCBI's taxonomy places the organism in Eukaryota, Dinophyceae, Suessiales, Symbiodiniaceae. The record is from the annotation of a GenBank genome assembly.